CUGCAAAUAUUUCAUCCGGGCACCUGCCACGUUGAUAUGGUCUUGUACAAAUUAUUUGAUAACUGUAUGCCGUAUUCAUCCACGUAGUAAAACUUGCACAGGCCGGAUUGUUGUGUCAAUGAAGAUAAAAUACUAGCGAUGUCUUACCUAUUAGAAAUACUCGUUAUAUUAGGACUAUAUUGUAAUUUCGCCCUUGGAGUCGAGCUGACAUUUGAACUACCAGACAACGCUAGAGAUUGCUUUCACGAAGUUAUCGACAAGGAUGUCAAAUGCACCAUAGAGUUUCAAGUAAUAACAGGUGGAAACUAUGAUGUUGAUUUAGAACUGAAGAGUCCCUCAGGACAGAUUCUGUAUAAAGAUGUGAAGAAACAGUACGAUAGCUUCACCUGGACGACAGACAUGAGAGGAGAAUACACCUUCUGUUUUAGCAAUGAAUUUUCAACAUACAGCCAUAAGACAGUUUACUUUGACUUCCAAGUCGGAGAAGAGAAACCUCUCUUACCAGAUAUGGGGGCACAUGCUAAAGCUUUAACACAGCUGGAAUCUUCAGCAGUAACUAUCCAUGAAGCUAUGAAAGUUGUAAUAGAUUACCAGACUCACCACAGACUCAGAGAGGGUCAGGGGAGGUCGUUUGCCGAGGGACUGAACGAAAGAGUACAAUACUGGUCUAUAGGACAGACUGUUGUGAUUUUAAUAAUUGGAAUUGGACAAGUAUUAGUUUUACGUAGCUUUUUCUCUGACAAGAAAUCUGUGUCUGUUCAUACGUAGGGAAUGUGAUACAUUGUAGAUGUUCUUGUUCUUAUAUUUGUACAGAAAUUAACCUUAUUGUUUGCAAAAUGCAAGAUCUCUAAUGAAACAAUGCUUCUUUGUUGCUGUACAGACAUUAGUUUAUGUUGAGUGAUAUGGAUAGAUUUUGUCAUAGGGUAUGACUGAAGGAGUCAUAUUGAACUAUAAGCUCAUGACACUUAUUUGUCAUUGCUAACAACUCUGGUAUUGUCUGUCAUUAGAAACAUUGAAUAUUCUAAAUGAUAAGGCGUAAUAGUAACAGUGUUAGGCUCACACUAGUGUAGGAUUUUUUCCAAAUUCUUUUGAAAAUCUACUCUGGGCCAUGAAAGCUUUUAAAAUGCAUGCUCAAAAUAAUGUGCUAGAGCAACCCCAGAUGUAGUAUUCAGUUCUUUUACUUUUUUUCUACAGAGAUAGUUGCAACUUUCAUUUAAUUUACUGAUUGAUUUCUAAAUUGAAAUCUAGGGUUGUGUAAGCAUAUUAGAUAUUCAGUUGCAAAAAAAAAAAUAUAUAUAUAUAUAUAUUCUUGUGUUAUGCACAAGAUACAUGGAUGUAAUAAAUUGAAAUGAAGUUCAUUUUUAUAUAAGAUAUAAUGUGUAUGGCUUUUGUUUAUUUGUUUGUUUACAAAGACUGAGCAGAAAACCAGGUAACUUGUUAGCUGAUGCAUGGUUCCAGUUAUUGGGCAGAGUAUAAAUUUCUAGGUUCUUGUUUGUACGAUUUCCUGCAAAAUGGAUUCUUCAAACUAGGAUUUGUUGGUAAAUGGACACGUUAAAUAUAGCGGUUACGUUUAAUUUUCUAUUCAACUGCAAGUUGUUCAUUUGCACAGUGUCACAAUUUUUUUUUUAAUAAUGGAGGACGUGAAAAUUCAUUUAAAACUUUGUCUUGGCAUAGUUGUUUAUCAUAUCUAAAUGUAUUCGGAUAAAAUCAAAAAUACUCUAAAUGGAGAAAAAGUAAUUGAAAUUAUAUAUUGUGUUAUGUAAUUAUAUGCUUUUCAAUAUGCAUUUGGAUUGUUUUAGAUACUAUGCACACAAAGUAUAGUAUCAAGUUUGUUUCCAGCAUCAUACAUAUGGCAAGGUUGUAUUUUCCUCACUGCUUUCUAAAAUCUCCCAGGUAACCUUGGGAUGCAUUAUUAAUGUAAAAUGUAAUACCAUGUAAAUAAAGUAUCGUCUGGUAUUGUCUUA
Molecule: messenger RNA, 1964 nt
Organism: Lingula anatina
Lineage: Eukaryota; Metazoa; Brachiopoda; Lingulata; Lingulida; Lingulidae
Product: transmembrane emp24 domain-containing protein 3-like
Source: RefSeq, a predicted model, not a curated record